Molecule: messenger RNA, 723 nt
Organism: Solanum dulcamara
Lineage: Eukaryota; Viridiplantae; Streptophyta; Magnoliopsida; Solanales; Solanaceae
Exons: 2
Coding region: 1-723 (240 amino acids)
Source: RefSeq, a predicted model, not a curated record
AUGGGUAGAAAAUUGGGAGCACUCCUGAAAAUUGAUACGUGCACAUCGUCAACCCUGAGAAAAAGAUAUGCAAGAAUAUGCAUCCAAGUGCCCAUGGGACUACCAGUCAAAAGGAAUAUCCUAAUCGAAAACCACCUACAGGAUAUAGUCUACGAAGGGGAUGGAACACUAUAUACGGGGUGUGGGAGACUAGGCCAUACCACCAAAUCACGUACCCACCCAACUACUAACAUACACACCCCAUCCCAAAGCCCAAACUUGAACACGGAGUCAUCAGGGAAGAACGCAAGCACAGAGUCUUGGCAGACUGUCUCUUUCCCUCGCAGGAACAAGUCCCAAGGAGUCGAAAUCACAUCCACUAACAAACCGGAUAUAAAUAAGGAAAAGCCACCACACAAUCACUCAGGUAAAAACUUACAAUGCUACAACAGAGGAGUAGACAACGGAGGUCUACCUAUUGGAUGGCCAAAUAGUCAAAGAAUUCAGAGAGCUAUCCAGAGAAGUUAUUUUAGUAGCUUGUCCAAAUCCAGUGUGGAUGAAAAUGAGGAACCAGACGAGCGACCACCCUUCAGGAGUAGCCAUGAAGCCUCUGAAGAAUCAGAGCAAGAACCCUCUACUGGAAAAAGGGAAGGGAAAGCAACCAACCCCCAAAUGAAAGACAACUCCAUGAACUUCCUCAUCUGGAAUGCUAGAGGCGCCAACAACGCUGCCUUCAGAAGAUAG